Molecule: messenger RNA, 1365 nt
Organism: Drosophila innubila
Lineage: Eukaryota; Metazoa; Arthropoda; Insecta; Diptera; Drosophilidae
Gene: Drep1
Product: DNA fragmentation factor subunit alpha
Exons: 4
Coding region: 278-1150 (290 amino acids)
Biological process (GO): regulation of apoptotic process; apoptotic process
Source: RefSeq, a predicted model, not a curated record
GGCGCUCGCUCGCGUUUUUUGCAACUGCAGAUAAAGCUCGGCUGUGCGUGAAUUUUAAAUGAAAAGCUGGACAGAAAACAUUUUAAGUGCAUUUUGUACAAAGAAAUGAUUAAUGCCAGUAUUGUUGUUGUUGUGUGUGUGAAAAAGUGUGCAAAAAUAAAUGCUUAUUAAAUAGUAAAAUAAACAAAUGCUGCAAAUGUGCAAAUAACUGUGUAAAAGAUUUAUGUAUAUAUUUUCAAAAGAUUCAACAAAUUGUAACUACUGAAAUUUUACCAAGAUGCCAAAUGCGACGGAAGUGACAGCAAAUGCAAGUGACUCCAAAAAGCCAUUUAAAGUCAAGGACGUUACACGCAACAUUAAAAAAGCCGUCUGCGCCUCGAGCUUGGAGGAAAUUCGCGCUAAAGUGGCCGAGAAGUUUGAGAAAUGUGAAGAGCAGCCGACAAUCCAUUUGGACUCGGAUGGCACCGAGAUAGACGAUGAGGAGUAUUUCCGCACCCUGGACGAGAACACCGAACUGGUAGCUGUCUUUCCUGGCGAGCACUGGAUUGAUCCAACCCACUACGUGACAAUAACCACACCGAAUGGCACCGCCAAUGGCAGCAUCUCUGGCAAUCCGGAGAACGGUGAUACUACGGACGCCAACAGCUCGGAGUCGGCACGGAUUCGUCAAUUGGUGGGUCAACUGCAGAACAACUUGUGCAAUGUGUCCGUUAUGAAUGAUGCGGACUUGGACUCGCUGUCAAACAUGGAUCCCAAUUCGUUAGUGGACAUCACAGGCAAGGAGUUUAUGGAGCAGCUAAAGGAUGCGGGCAGACCACUUUGUGCCAAACGAAAUGCAGAGGAUCGUUUGAAUCUGUUGAAGCUGUUGAAGGCAGGUGCCAUUUUCUGCUCGGAACGUUAUCCGGAAGAUGCGGAGGCCAUUGAUCGUGAGAUUGGACGACAGCUGAAUGAAGCAGAGAGUGGACAGGUGAAUGCAACGGCUGCAAGUAAUACACGCACCAUCGAAGUGGUCCAGUGCGACAAUCAAAACACCACCAUAACCAUAACAGUGGCUGAGGCAAUUAAUUGCAGCAACAGUGAAACAAAUGCCGAGGCUGCAAAUGAAGCGAAUGCGAAUGGAAAUGGAAAUGGCAACAAUGGCGACAUCUGACUGCCUAUUUUGGGCAGCCUUAGAUAAAGCCUGGCCAAAAAGAAAUAGCCAAACUAAGGAUCCAAAGGCGAUGGCAAUUUUAUCAAAUGAAGUUUCAGAAAUACCACGAAAAUACCGAAAAAAUCAGUCCUGCAACAUUGGGUUAACAUACACGUAUUUGUAGCAAAUAAAACAAUACAUAAAUAGAACGAAACGAAUAAAAGAACUCUUAAGAG